AUGGAGAACGUGACUGACUUUCCCGGAGAGAACGAGAUCGAUGAAUCAGCAUCAAAUGUCACUGGUGGUGGUCUAGGAUUCGAUAUGGCAAUGUUUUUUCUCCAAAAUAGGCUAGCUGUUCCGGACGGCUAUGAAAUGUUUCUUUAUUCUUUAUAUUUUGUAUUGAUCAUAGGCGGUAACAUUUGGGUGAUUAUAGCUGUAAUACGCCAACCCAAACUCCGUAAAUCCGCCACCAAUCUCUUUAUCAUAUCUCUAUCCACUGCUGAUCUCUUAAUGGGUUUAUUUGAUAUCCCAUGGCGGUUUUUGUUCGAAUGGGCUGGUCGAUAUUUUGUUUACUUAAAUAAUAAUAUUUAUGUUUGUUGGACAUUUGCAUGGUUCCAGUGGAUAUCGCGUUGCGCAACGGUUAACUCGUUAGUCGGUAUUGCCAUUGACAGAUAUAGAGCAAUAGUGCAACCAAUGAAGCCAAGAAUUACCAGAAAACAGGGAGGGAUUAUCGUUGCGAUCAUCUGGAUAUUGGCAAUUGGAUACGGUCUUCGGAAGUCUAUCAUAAUCGAUAUGUACGAAUAUACUAUCCAGAUAACCAAUGUUACUCGUACGUUCUGCAUGGUACCAUUGCAUUAUCAUUACCUUAAACCUUAUUUUCAGGUUAUGGAUGCAAUUGUUAUGUACAUAUUGCCACUUAUAAUUAUAGUCGCUCUAUAUUCUGUUAUGAUAUCAAGUCUUUGGUUCUCUAAAGGCCCCUCCAAUGCGUCUAAUCGUAACAAGAAAAAAGCAGUCAAAAUGCUCACUCUUGUGGUGUUUCUCUUCGCACUGAGUUGGUUGCCCUAUUACAUCUACCAAUUGUAUUUCACAUUCUACCUAACUCCAUCACUGGAUUUAAUUUAUUACAUGGAGCUAUGGUGGCAUAUUUCGCAUAAUAUGUAUGUGUGUAACAGUUUUGUUAACCCGUUCCUUUACGCAUACUUCAAUGAGAACUUCCGUAAAGAGUUCUUCAAAAUGUUCCCAUGUCUUAAGGCAAUAAUGCAGAGAAAGGUGGCCCCGGUGACUUCGACUAAUUCGAUGAAAACAAAGUCUCAAUAUGGUAAUAGCACGGCCACUGCUGUCAGUACAGUGUCACAGGGAACUGUUUAA
Messenger RNA from Saccoglossus kowalevskii, 1131 nucleotides. RefSeq names its product neuropeptide FF receptor 2-like. Gene Ontology annotation, cellular component: plasma membrane. Gene Ontology annotation, biological process: G protein-coupled receptor signaling pathway. Gene Ontology annotation, molecular function: G protein-coupled receptor activity. Lineage: Eukaryota; Metazoa; Hemichordata; Enteropneusta; Harrimaniidae. The record is from RefSeq and is a predicted model, not a curated record.